CCCUACAAGAUUCCUCACAAAACACUUGGAAAAAACCAAUACAACAUUACAAAAAUACCUCAAACUUUUCACGGAAACCCGGAUUUUUUUCUUCAACUUCCGAUCAUCCCCAUGACAGGAAAGCGAAACCAAUCGAGCCCGAUCGGCAGCCCGUCAUCGAGGAGCAUCUCUGAUAGCUCCCCGAAGGAGCUGGACCGGUUUCUGCCGAUUGCAAACGUCAGUAGGAUCAUGAAAAAGUCCCUACCUGCCAAUGCAAAAAUCUCCAAGGAAGCUAAAGAGACUGUUCAAGAAUGCGUUUCUGAGUUCAUCAGCUUCAUCACCGGGGAGGCCUCCGACAAGUGCCAAAGGGAGAAGCGGAAGACCAUCAAUGGCGACGAUCUUUUGUGGGCGAUGACAACGUUGGGGUUCGAGGAUUACGUUGGACCCUUGAAGGUUUAUCUCAACAAGUAUCGAGAAACUGAAGGGGAAAAGAACUCGAUGCCUACCGGAAAAGAUGAUGAUCAUCAUCAUCAUCAGGCUCUCGUCAGCGCCGCCAAUCACGAAGAAGAUGAGAAAAUGAAUGAAGAUUUUCAGAAUUUUAACAUGGGAUUUUACUCCUUUGGGGCACAAGCAGCAACCAGGGGUGUUGGAGAGGGCACAAGGGUGAUUGACUAUGGAGAAAAUUUAGGCACAGAAGGAUUUGGUUUCGGCAGGAUUCCUUACGAAAAUGGAGAAGGAAAUGGAAACAGAGCAGCCAUGGCAACUACUCAUGUUCAUGGAGGAGUUGAAUGGUAGACAAUUUGAAAGAAUUAAUUAAUAAGUAAUUUAUCUUUAUUUAAGUUGAUUUCUUGUUGUUCUUGUUUAAUUAUUAACAAUAUUUCAUAUAGUAUCCAUAUCUAUCAAACAUAUUUUUCAUUUUAUUCU
Messenger RNA from Mangifera indica (mango), 903 nucleotides. RefSeq names its product nuclear transcription factor Y subunit B-2-like. The coding region runs from base 112 to 774 and encodes 220 amino acids. The record is from RefSeq and is a predicted model, not a curated record. Gene Ontology annotation, molecular function: protein heterodimerization activity; RNA polymerase II cis-regulatory region sequence-specific DNA binding; DNA-binding transcription activator activity, RNA polymerase II-specific. Lineage: Eukaryota; Viridiplantae; Streptophyta; Magnoliopsida; Sapindales; Anacardiaceae. The transcript has a single exon. Gene Ontology annotation, biological process: regulation of transcription by RNA polymerase II. Gene Ontology annotation, cellular component: nucleus; CCAAT-binding factor complex.